This is a messenger RNA of Durio zibethinus, 2025 nucleotides long. Its product is annotated as transcription factor MYC2-like. Gene Ontology annotation, cellular component: nucleus. The record is from RefSeq and is a predicted model, not a curated record. Gene Ontology annotation, biological process: regulation of DNA-templated transcription. NCBI's taxonomy places the organism in Eukaryota, Viridiplantae, Streptophyta, Magnoliopsida, Malvales, Malvaceae. Gene Ontology annotation, molecular function: DNA-binding transcription factor activity; protein dimerization activity; transcription cis-regulatory region binding.
UGAAUACAGUCGAUGUCCAUCAAAAUCAAAUCUUGAUCUUUUGGGCUGAUCCCAAAAUAGUAUCUCCACGUGAUAAUGGUGCCAAGGUUGUGACGAACAACAGUACCCUGAAGAAUGGUCAUUUAAUGCCCAGGACAUUCUUGUUUCUCCCAACAGGCCGUAUCACUCGUUUUCCUCUUUUUGCUGCUCUCUGACUACAGCUGCUAGCUACUGCAUUUCUGCCCUUUCUCUUCUCUUCCUAUUUUUCCUGCUCCUGAAUCCUCCGUUGGUAACUUUUAUUCGCUUUGAAAAAACCAUUGAAUUUUUUUAAUCUACCUUACGCACAAACAAAACGUUGAGAACUAGUGGAAAGAAAUUGCCUUGGAUCAAGGACUAACAUGUCUUCCUCUUCUUCAUCUUCUCUCAUUACCUUCGGUCAAGACGCCUCACCAACGCUGCAACAACGCCUCCAAUUCCUCGUCCAAAGCGGACCUGGAUGGUGGAUAUACUCCAUUUUCUGGCAAGCUUCAAGGGAUGCUCAUGGCCACCUUGAUUUAUCAUGGGGUGAUGGCUAUUUUCGGGGGACCAGGGACUUUACAGGCAAAUCCAGCGAUAAGCUAAGCCAAUCCAAAUUCGUGUCCAAGUUUGACAGAAAAAGGUCGGGCAAAGAGGUGCAAGCUCUUUUCAACGAAGAGAUGGACAUUGAGAGAAUGGUGGAUGGCGAUGUUACUGACUACGAGUGGUAUUACACCGUAUCAAUGACCCGCUCCUUCGUUAUAGGAGACGGUAUUCUAGGGAAGACUUUCGGUUCAGGCUCCUACACUUGGUUGAGUGGAGAUCAGGAACUCCAAUUGUACGAGUGUGAGCGAGUUAGAGAAGCUCGAAUGCGAGGAAUUCAGACAUUAGUCUGUCUUUCGACUUCCUUCGGGGUAGUUGAACUGGGAUCUUCAGAAAUUAUCAAAGAAGAUUGGGGCCUGGUGCAACUCUCAAAAUCAAUUUUCGGUUCCGAAAUUAACUGUCUGGGUUCAAAGCAACCUGGCCAGGAAUCUCACAUCCAAAUUUCAACGCGAAGUGUUCCUUUUCUUAAUUUCGGAAUGGUUUCAGGUGAGCAAAAGCAGUGUGUUGUUGAAGAGAAGCAACAAGGCGAGCCCAAGAAAGAAACUACCGGUUUAGGCCGCUCAUCAUCAGACUCCGGUGCCGAUUCUGAUGGUAAUUUUGCCUCUGCAUACAAGGAGUUUAAUGCCCGGUUGAAGAAGAGAGGAAGAAAGCCCGGGAGUGGAAAAGAAACCCCUUUAAACCACGUGGAAGCAGAGAGGCAGCGGCGUGAGAGACUGAAUCAUCGAUUCUAUGCACUUCGAUCUGUGGUUCCUAACGUGUCCAAGAUGGACAAAGCAUCUUUGCUUUCAGAUGCAGUUUCUUAUAUAAAGGAGCUCAGAUCCACGAUCAAUGAACUGGAGGCCAAACUCCAAGUACAAUCGCUAAAAUCCAAGUUGAAUGAGAUCAGUGUUUUUGAUAAUCAAAGCAUAACAUCUACACUUGACAAUACAACGCGAUCCUCUAAUUUUGGGCCAAAGACAAUGGAAGUUGAUGUCAAGAUUGUAGGAUCCGAAGCCAUGAUUCGGGUUCAAUCUCCUGAUGUAAAUUAUCCAGCUACAAGAUUGAUGGAUGCACUUAGAGACCUAGAGCUUCAUGUUCACCAUGCCAGCAUAUCAAACGUGAACGAGCUGGUGCUUCAAGAUGUUGUUGUCAGAGUUCCUACUGGAUUUGUAAGCGAGGAGGUGCUGAGGACUGCUAUCCUUCAGAGAUGCAGAUUGAACUAGCUAAGUUUCCCUGUGAGGUUAUCAAGCAGUCCUUUGUUUUUCUUUCUUUGUUUGGACCAUGGAUUAUCAUGAUUCCAGAAGCCACAUAUAUGUAACAUUACUACUUGUUCUCUUUUGCUUUUAAGUGAAUGCAUAUUCUUCUUGGUUUAUCCGAAUUUUGCAGUAUUUGAUAUAUGUGUUUCUGUGCAAUAUAUAUGUGGGAGUCCCUAGUAUGGUGAGAGAUAAG